CGUAAGACAGGAUUUGUGAAAUUUCAGAUUUUUAUCAUCAUUAAAGUCUUUAUAUUUGGUAAUUUUGCAAAAGAUCGUGUGGAUUUGAUCAAACGUGCAAAUUAACCCACACCUUUGGCGUGUUGAUUCUCAUUUUAUAGACUACAAUACUACAACAUUAAAAUACACAACCAACAAUGAAAAUGAGAUGUCAUUCGUCGAGAUCAGUUUUUAAACGCUUUUUGCACCAAUUUAGGAAUUGAGCGCAUCAGUCUACUGUACAGGUGUAUUAUUUAGACAAUGAGCUAUGGGUAAAGACAGACAGGAGAAAGUUAAGCAGUGCAUUAAGGAUGACCGACCUGCGAAACUGAAGUCUUACGUCAAGAAAUACCAGAUUUCUCUCCCACAGAUACAACUGUCCAGGGGCAGAUCACUCCUGCAUUACACAUGCAAACACGGCUCAGGAGCAGUUUUAAGGUAUCUGUUGUCCGAGGGUUUCGAUGCAGACUGUACGGAUGAAAAGUUGAACUUCCCUCUUCAUAUUGCCUUGACAAGGGCUCUGCAUGCAACACACAGUUCACAACAAGUGUUUAUUGAACUGGUCUUGCCACUGCUGAAUCGAUUUUCUGCACCGUUGGAUGUGCCAAACAAAAAGGGAAUCUCGUGUCGAUAUUUGUUAGACCAGCUGAGAUCUCGCCGCUUACACGACGAGAACGAUGGCGCCUCUUCUGACACAAACAGUUCGGUAGAUCAGCGUGAAGACAGAUGGCAGCAGAAACUAGCGGAACAAUUAAGAGAAGAGUGUGGUGAUGAGAAAGGAUUUGGCAGUGGUUUUGCUGAAACUGAAGCGGAGAGCUACGACGACUGGGCGGACCGGUUACAGAAAGAACACCACUUGAAACACAAACACUCGCACGUGGCUCCACCACGGAGGAAACCCGCUCCAUCCACAGCAGGCUCCACGUUCAAAUCACACGUACUGGACGAAGAGGAGUUGAGAAAGACAAGAGCCGAGCUGGAGAAAAAAUACCGAGAGACCCAGAGAGAAGAUCAGUUUGAGAGGAAACGGAAGAAGAAGUGUUCAUACGAGAGAAAUUACACACAUCUGCUGCUACACGGCCAAGACGAGGUCCUCACUUACAGCAGCGUCCCGUGGCCGUGUUUGGGGGCCGUGACCGACAUGGUGGAUGUACUCUUCUGUGAUAUUCAGGAUCGCUCAAGCAAAACGUUCAGGAAAUACCUCCGGGACCAGCAGGUUAGAUGGCAUCCCGAUAAAUUUAUGCAAAAGUUUGGCAAGAUAUUGAAACAUGAAGACAAGGAUAAAAUUUUAUGUAGUGUCAAAGAAAUAUCGCAAGAGUUGAACAAAAUAUCGGAAUCAUUGCCACAGGCGGUUUGACAAGCUGCAAGGAACAGACUGGUUUUUAAAAAAUAUUUAUAUCAAUGAAAUUAAAGUUGAUCACUGUUA
Molecule: messenger RNA, 1444 nt
Organism: Gigantopelta aegis
Lineage: Eukaryota; Metazoa; Mollusca; Gastropoda; Neomphalida; Peltospiridae
Product: NF-kappa-B inhibitor-like protein 1
Exons: 6
Coding region: 287-1375 (362 amino acids)
Biological process (GO): canonical NF-kappaB signal transduction
Molecular function (GO): protein binding
Source: RefSeq, a predicted model, not a curated record